Musca vetustissima is the source of this 1925-nucleotide messenger RNA. It is a transcript of the gene Cog6, whose product is annotated as conserved oligomeric Golgi complex subunit 6. The record is from RefSeq and is a predicted model, not a curated record. Gene Ontology annotation, biological process: intra-Golgi vesicle-mediated transport. Lineage: Eukaryota; Metazoa; Arthropoda; Insecta; Diptera; Muscidae. Gene Ontology annotation, cellular component: COG complex. Bases 33 to 1919 code for a protein of 628 amino acids. The transcript is spliced from 3 exons.
UUUCCUUGAAUUAUUGAAGGGAAUUAAGGAAAAUGACACCGGUAGCGACAUCCGGAGUUGAAGUAGAAGAAGAUCGGAUCCAGAAAAGGGUCAAUAAAAUAUUGGAAACUCGCUUGGAUGCUGAGAAAGACACUUUGGAAGCUCUGCAGGAUUUGUCGAACUUCUUUACGGAAAACACACUACAAAACCGACGUAACUUACGUUCACGCAUCGAAAAACGUUCGGUGUUUAUUAACGAUGAAUUUUUGAAGGCAUUUCGUGAAGUCAAGACCAGUCUUGAUUUAGUGAUUACCGACUUAGAUACGUUGGCGGAUUCAGUACAGGCAAUGAAAAAUGAUUUGGAAUCAUCGAAAGCUUUAACCCAUGAUUUGAUCAAGCAAACUAACUCACUGCAAGAGGAACGUGAUCGUCUCCAGGUACAUAAACAAAUUGCAGAAGCAUUCCUGGGACGUUUCCAAUUAAGUGUACCCGAACAUCAAAUGCUAUAUGGCACCUCAAAAGAUACACCCAUUGUACCGGAAUUUUUUGAUGUUUUGGAUCGUGUACAGUCGAUACAUUCCGAAUGUCGUGUUCUAAUGCAAUGCGGCUACCAAACUGCGGCGUCAGAUAUUAUGGAAGAGAUGACGUUGCAUCAGGAGGGUGCGUUGGAACGUCUCUAUAGAUGGACACAAAAUCAUUGCAGGAAUUUGGAAAAUAAUGAAAUUGGUCAAUUGGUUUGUCGCGCCAUGGGUAGACUACAAGAUCGUCCAGUUUUGUUUAAAUAUGUCAUUGAUGAAUAUGCCAUUGCCCGCAGAGCAGUGUUGGUGCGCCUUUUCAUUGAAGCCUUAACAGAGGGUGGCCCUGGUGGCAAUCCCAAACCCAUUGAAAUGCAUGCCCACGAUCCAAAACGUUACAUUGGUGAUAUGUUUGCUUGGUUGCAUCAAUCCAUUCCCACAGAGAAGGAUAAUCUAAAUUUACUUCUCAAGGAAUGUGAUAAAAAUGAUAUAUCGGAACAAAAACGUAAUGCUUUGGCAUAUAUAGUUGAGGGUGUAUGCCAUCCCUUGAAGGUGCGAGUGGAUACAAUUUUAACUUCCGAAAAAGAUCCCAUUGUUUUAUUCGCAAUUUCAAACUUACUACGAUUCUAUCAACAAAUUAUGCGACAAGUGGUCCAAGGAGGAUCUUUGGAACAAUGCCUAACUGAUUUACAAAAAUCAAGUGAAGAAAUAUAUUUGAACGCCUUGGCAGCCCAAGUAAAACAUAUUUUGCAAAAACCUGCAGGAUCAGCUGCGGAGCCACCACAAAGAGAUUUGGUGCCACCCGCCAGUUUGGGACGUUUAUUAAAUCUUCUGAAAGAGAUACUUUCAGUGGCCACAAUGGUUGAUGGUCGUCAAUCGGAUAUUACCAAAAUUGUCUCUUGCAUCAUAGACCCAUUGCUACAAUCUGUACAGGAGUCUGCAUCACAUUUACCCACAAUUGAUAUGUCGGUAUAUUUACUAAAUUGUAUUUACCACAUGCAAAACUCUUUGGCCGUCUAUGAAUAUAUGGAUGAGCGUGUAGAACGUCUGCAGGCUCAAUCGGAAGCCCAAAUUGACACACUCACGUCAGAACAAGCUUCAUCCCUAGUGGCAAAUUUACAAUUGGGUCCCAUCUACACCAUUCUCCAAACGAAUCAAUCGAAGAUUGAAUCAAAUCUUUUAAAGAUUUUCAUGAAUAAAAUGGAUGCAUUUUUACAAAUGCCUGAAGUUUUGCUUCUGCCACAAAUCCAAUUGAUUAUGUCAAGUUCCCAUCGUAAUGCGGUGCAAAAGAGAUCAUUCAAUGUCAUUGUGGCAAUUUAUAAGCAAAUCUAUGAACGUGUUCACGACCCGGCAAAUGGUUUUGAACAUCCUGAAGCUAUAUUUUCAAAGACCCCCGAGCAAGUCUCUAAAAUAUUGGCCCUCUAAAUAAGG